This is a messenger RNA of Caretta caretta (loggerhead turtle), 5152 nucleotides long. RefSeq names its product cytosolic 5'-nucleotidase 1A. Gene Ontology annotation, biological process: adenosine metabolic process; nucleotide metabolic process. Lineage: Eukaryota; Metazoa; Chordata; Testudines; Cheloniidae. The record is from RefSeq and is a predicted model, not a curated record. Gene Ontology annotation, cellular component: cytosol; cytoplasm. Gene Ontology annotation, molecular function: 5'-nucleotidase activity; nucleotide binding; magnesium ion binding.
AUUCCUUCCUGCUUCCUGCCAGGGGAUGGGAAAUAGAAAAGGGGAGGCAGUGUCUUUUUUUAAACAUUUGAAUGCUGCUACCACUGCUGCAACAAGCUGCACUGGAGAGUGGAGGGAGCACACACAGUGAGUUUGGCUUGUUGGAGAUAGAAGAUGGCAGAGGUUGAAAGCACAGUUAUAAACACCAAUGUGAAACAGAAAGACCCAAAUGAGGCGCUGGUCAUCGCCGUGACAACCAGGGCCAUCUUCAACCUGGAGGAGGAGCAUCAGCUGUUCCUGACAAAGGGCAAGGAAGAGUAUGUGAAGUAUCAGCAAGUCAAUGAGGAUAAGCCCUUGGAGCAAGGUACAGCCUUCGCUUUCAUUCAGGCCACGCAGUUUGUGAAUGAGAAACUCCUGGAGAGAAACCCAGAGGAAAAGGGCCUCUUUGAUGUCAUCAUCCUCUCCAACAACAGCCCAGAGAGUGGCAUGCGCAUCAUCAACAGUGCUAAGCAACAUGGUUUGGAGAUUUCCAAGUUUUGCUUUGUCAGCGAUGAAGAUUCCACCCAGUACUUGAAAUCCCAUAAUGUCAAGCUCUUCCUCUCGGCCGACAGGACGGACGUGUGCAAUGCACUCCAGCGAGGAGUGUCGGCGGCUCUCAUCUUCCAGCAGGAGGUGCAGGCCCCCUGCACCCAACUGCGAGUGGUGUUUGACGGGGAUGCCGUGCUCUUCUCGGAUGAGACAGACCGGGUUUUUCGAGAGAAGGGGCUGUCUGGGGCUCUGAAGUAUGAGAGGGCAAUGGAAGCCGUGCCCAUGGGAGAGGGUCCGUUGAAGGCAUUUGCCAUGCAUCUUGGGAAGAUGCGCAAGAAGUUCAGCCAGGAGAAUUCCCCUAUUCGCACCUACUUGGUGACUGCCCGCAGUGGCCGUGAUAUGGGCAUCCGUGCUAUCAAGACCCUCCGGGAAUGGGGGCUGGCGAUUGAUGAAGCCUUCUUCAUGGACGGGGCUCCCAAGGGCCCUCUCCUCUCCCAGAUCCAACCCCACAUCUUCUUUGACGAUGGCCUUCAUAACAUCCAGGGGGCUCAGGAUAUUGGCAUACCCUCUGCCUUGGUCCCCUGUAACUGCUGAUGGGCAGGGAUGAAGGGGCAAAGGUCAUCCAAGGAUCAGGCCUCCCAAAAUGCAAUGGGAGAACACCAGGACAAAGCUUCUGCCAGAAGGGAUAAGGGAGGAUUUCUAAAUCUGUGCUAAGCAAGCUUGGGGCAGAGGGAGGGAAGAUGCUGUGUGUUGAUGUGGUGCUGGAUCUGUUGCUCUUGGGUCCCUCUCUUAGUUCCAAAGACAGGGUCCAUCUGACCUUGGGGAUGUGGCAACAGAAGUCAAAAAUCCACAGGAAGGAAGGACUCUCGAAAUGUAACCGUUACGCGCAUCUCUUGAUCUGCCUUAGCCAUCUCUUCAGUGACUGCAACCCUUCCAGCCACUAGGGCUGAUGUGCUCCACUACUCGUGUCAUGCGAGCGAUGAGACCAUGUGAGCUGAAGACAGCAUGUCACUGUCGUAAGAGGCAGGCAGUGUAAGCUCAGGCUGCACUCAGGCAUGGGAGUUGGUCUUUGGGGCUUUGGGCCAGUACUGCUAUUCAAAUGCCAAGAUGCCCUCUAAACGCUGCAUUUGUUGGGGAUUGUGCUUUUUCAAAGGAAACUAUUUUUUUUUAGUGUGUAUGUUUUAUAUAUAUGGGGCCAAAUCCUGAGGGGUGCUGAGCAACUAGUGAGCACUUGCAUCUUCCGUUGACUUCAGCAGGAGUUCCAGAUGCUCAGCACCUCCCAGGAUUUGAGUGCCAGGGACCAGGAAAUCUGUCUUCUCACAGUUUCUAGUUUGUAGGUAUGCCUUACGUUGGGCCUGAUUCUGAUCUCCCAUUUGGUGUAAAUCAGGAGUAACUCCACAGAAAUCAGUGGAAUUAUACCAGGGUAAGUGAAAUCAGAAUCCGGUCCAUAAUAUCUAGUAGUUAAUUUAAUGUCAACCUCUCUCUCUUCCACAUCUCUUUUCUGCUCAGUUCUCUCUUUUCCUGCCAGCCACGCAGCCUCUCUGCUGCUCUCCCCUCUAAAUGGCACAGAAAGAUCAAGUCACUGUCAAUUUAUAAUGCACAACACUGCAAAGCUGCUUUUCUCACAGUAUCUCAAGUAUGUUUGUGCUGAGAAUAGGGUAAGAAUGGCAGGCCCCACAGUAUAUCUGGUCAUUCACACUUAGGAUCCAAGACAAAUCAUUCCAAUGUUAUUUUCCAGUAAUAAUUUUUUUAAAGAACUAAGUCUGGGUUGGUUAUAUCUGCACACAAAUAUGGUGCAAAGCCCUCGUAUAGACAUAAUAUACAUAGGAUACUAGGGUUAUAUCCUCUGUGUGUGUAUGUUUAUUUACAUAGAUAUAGAUAGGUAUAAAUUAUGGGCCAGUUUCUCAGUUGGUGUAAAUCUGUGGUAGCUCCUUUGACUCAAGGAGUUAUGCCAACUUAUCUGAGAAUCUGGCCCUACAUGUAUGAUGCUGCAGUAAUGACCUAGCACUCCAGUUCCUGUGCGCUCUUGCCAGCAACAGCGCUUCGAUUUUAGUGCUUGAAUCUCAGCAAACUAUUCAAAAGGGGUAGGAAGAUUCAAAAAUAACAGCAGAGUAUUGGGGUAGGAGAGGGCUUAGCCGAGUGCCUUAUUCUAAGCACUCUGCGUUACACAUUCCUUGUUUCUUCUCGAAUAAACAGCCAUUAGCUUUUGUUCUUGCUGGCUGUAACAGGGGCUGCUGAUUACACUGCGGCAUUGUUCUUGCUGGCGCUGGAGCAUCUGAAGCCUGUCCUGAGUGGUUUGGGAUAUGUUGGAUUGUUUACUGGGCAGGAAGCAGUAGGACGGAGCCUAAUUUAUAUUUGCUAACCUGCAGUUUCUUUCCAAGGGCUGGUUUCAGAGUAGCAGCUGUGUUAGUCUGUAUUCUCAAAAAGAAAAGGAGUACUAGUGGGCUCAAAUAAAUUGGUUAGUCUCUAAGGUGCCACUAGUACUCCUUUUCUUUUUUCCAAGGGCUGAAUUUCAUCCAUUUGUCUAUGCACACAUUCACCACCAGAGGCCACCAUGCUGCUCCUUACUGAAAAAGGCAUGCUGGCCAAUUGAUCCCAUUGCUGCUGUAGCAUGUGGCCAGGUCACAAAAUCAGGGCAAACAGAACUUAGAUUUUUGCUUCAAAGGGGCUCUUACAAGCAGUGGGUAAAAAACAAUGUUUAAUUGACAAAAUACGAGAAAAAUAUCAUACUGCCUCUAUAUAAAAAUCCACAGUACGCCGACAUAUUGAAUAGUGCAUGCAGAUUUGGUCACCCCAUCUCAAGAAAGAUCCAUUGGAUUUGGAAAUGGUACAGAAAAGGGCAACAGAAAUAAUUAAGGGUAUGAACACCUUCUGUGUGAAGAGAGAUUGAAAAGACUUGGGAUUUUUCAGCUUGGAAAAGAGAUGACUAAAGGGGCAUGUGAUCGAGGUCUAUAAAAUCAUGACUGGUGUGGAAAAAUUGAGUAAGGAAGUGUUAUUUACUCCUUCACAUAACACAAGAACUAGGGGUCACCCAAUGAAAUUAAUAGGCAGCAGGUUUAAAACCAAAAAAAAAAGUAUUUCUUCACAGUCAACCUGUGGAACUCUUUUUCCAGGGGAUGUCGUGAAGGCCAAAACUAUAGCAGGGUUCCAGUAAGAAUUAUACGUUCAUGGAGGAUAGGUCCAGCAAUGGCAAUUAGCCAGGGUGGGCAGGGAUCCAACACCCUGUUCUGCAUGUCCUUCGCCUCUGUUUGCCAGAAGCUGGGAGUGGGCAACAGGGCAACUUGAUUGCCUGUUCUGUUCAUUCCCUCUGAAGCACCUGGCAUUGGCCUCUGUCGGAAGACAGGAUACUGGGCUAGCUGGACCUUUGGUCUGACCCAGCGUAGCCAUUCUUAUGUUCUUAUAUAGAACCCAGAUGUAUCUGCUCCCCACUGUAACCCACUAGACCCCGCUCUCCUCCAAGAGCUGGGAUAGAACCCAGGAGUCCUGAUGGGGUCUCUCAUCACAGAGUUAGUAAUAAAGUCAGAAUAUACAUUAAAUUUUAAACCUAACCAGUGUCCCUUAAGUGACUUACCACAAGAUGUCAGAACACGUUAUUGUUAGAGCUGAGUGGGUCUAAUAUUUAUUUAAUUUUCUUUCUUUUAUAUAGGAAUUAGGUACAGAGCUCCUGUCAGCUAAUUGCUGUUAUCUGCCAAAAAAAUAGAGUUUUCAAGUGCCUAAGUAUCCCCAGGAUUCACGGUUUAAGGUGGCUCCCCCUUACCAAAAUCUGCAGUGGCGCCCCUGGCUGGCCCACUGAAGUCAAUGGCAAAACCCUCAUCGACUUCAGUAGAGCCAGGAUUUCACCUUGAGCUCUCCCCUUUUGAACCAGUAGGGGCUCAGAAGCAGGACUGCUAUACACAGGAGUGAGUGUUGCUCGAAAGCAACCUUCCCUCCCCAGUGGUUGAUGGAAGGAGUGACAUUGACUGACACAUAAUCACUCCCCUGGCUAGAAAGAUGCUGGCUGCACUGUGAGAAACUGAAGGUGAGAAUGUUAAAGUAGGGAAAUGUAUGUGAGGUGGUAGUGAGGAAGAAUUCCCAACCUCUAGUGGAAAUACUGUGGACCACUGCAUACUGAGGAAGGGGGAGUUGCUACUAUCUCUUUUGUAGAUAGAUGGUGUCAUAAAUAUAAAGGGAAGGGUAACCACCUUUCUGUAUACAGUGCUAUAAAAUCCCUCCUGGCCAGAGGCAAAGUCCUUUUAGCUGUAAAGGGUUAAGAAGCUCAGGUAACCUAGCUGGCACCUGACACAAAAUGACUAAUGAGGGGACAAGAUACUUUAAAAUCUGGAGGGGGGAAAAAGGUUUUGUCUGUCUGUGUGGUACCUUUGCUGGGAACAGAUCAAGGAUGCAAGCCCUCCAACUCCUGUAAAGUUAGUAAGUAAUCAAGGUAGAAAAUGCGUUAGGUUUUCUUUGUUUUGGCUUGUGAAAUUUGCUGUGCUGGUGGAAAUGUGUAUUCCUGGUUUUGUGUCUUUUUGUAACUUAAGGUUUUGCCUAGAGGGAUUAUCUAUGUUUUGAAUCUGACUGCCUGUAAGAUUAUCUUCCAUUCUGAUCUUACAGAGCUGUUCUCUUAUCUUUUUUUGUUCUUCUAAUAAAGUUCUGUUUUUUAAGAAUC